Molecule: messenger RNA, 3261 nt
Organism: Aspergillus caelatus
Lineage: Eukaryota; Fungi; Ascomycota; Eurotiomycetes; Eurotiales; Aspergillaceae
Product: type I polyketide synthase
Exons: 3
Coding region: 1-3261 (1086 amino acids)
Biological process (GO): fatty acid biosynthetic process; secondary metabolite biosynthetic process
Molecular function (GO): fatty acid synthase activity
Source: RefSeq, a predicted model, not a curated record
AUGUCGGGGAGGUUUCCUGAAUCUCCGACUACCGAAAGCUUUUGGGACCUCCUAUACAAAGGGCUGGAUGUUUGUAAAGAGGUUCCCCGCCGACGGUGGGACAUCAACACGCAUGUGGAUCCCAGCGGGAAAGCACGAAACAAAGGGGCUACCAAAUGGGGCUGUUGGCUGGAUUUCUCAGGCGAUUUUGAUCCCCGAUUCUUUGGGAUCUCGCCGAAAGAGGCGCCGCAGAUGGAUCUAGCUCAGCGUAUGGCCUUGAUGUCUACUUACGAGGCAAUGGAGCGGGCUGGUUUGGUUCCCGACACCACACCGUCGACCCAGCGAGACCGCAUUGGGGUCUUCCAUGGAGUCACCAGUAAUGACUGGAUGGAGACCAAUUCGGCCCAGAACAUUGACACAUACUUCAUCACAGGUGGAAAUCGUGGGUUUAUUCCGGGGCGUAUUAACUUCUGUUUCGAAUUUGCUGGACCUAGCUAUACCAAUGACACGGCCUGUUCCUCCAGUCUAGCUGCCAUCCACUUGGCCUGCAACUCUCUCUGGCGGGGUGACUGUGACACGGCGGUGGCAGGGGGAACUAACAUGAUCUAUACUCCUGAUGGUCACACAGGAUUGGACAAAGGGUUCUUUCUUUCCCGGACUGGCAACUGCAAACCCUACGACGACAAGGCCGAUGGUUACUGCCGAGCUGAGGGGGUCGGGACGGUGUUCAUCAAACGGCUGGAAGAUGCCCUGGCAGAUAAUGACCCCAUUCUCGGCGUUAUCCUAGAUGCUAAGACUAAUCACUCAGCCAUGUCGGAGUCGAUGACUCGGCCGCACGUGGGCGCCCAAAUCGAUAACAUGACGGCGGCGCUGAAUACCACUGGACUCCACCCCAAUGACUUCAGCUACAUUGAGAUGCAUGGCACCGGCACCCAGGUAGGGGAUGCGGUGGAGAUGGAGUCGGUACUGUCGGUGUUUGCGCCGUCUGAAACCGCCAGAAAGGCGGAUCAGCCACUAUAUGUCGGCUCAGCCAAGGCCAACGUUGGACAUGGAGGGGGAGUGUCUCGGGUUACGAGCCUUAUUAAGGUUCUGAUGAUGAUGCAGCGCGAUACCAUACCCCCACACUGCGGUAUCAAACCGGGCAGCAAAACCAACCGCAAUUUCCCCGAUCUCGGAGCUCGCAAUGUGCACAUUGCUUUUGAACCCAAGCCCUGGCCACGCACACACACUCCCCACAGGGUGCUUAUCAACAACUUCAGUGCCGCGGGAGGGAAUACUGCCUUGAUAGUGGAGGAUGCCCCGGAGCGUCACUGGCUGACAAAGAAGGAUUCGCGCACUAGUCAUAUCGUCGCCCUGUCUGCACAUGUGGGUGCUUCCAUGAAAACCAACCUCGAACGACUGCAUCAGUAUCUCCUGAAACAUCCCCACACUGACCUCGCGCAGCUGUCAUAUACCACUACUGCGCGUCGAUGGCAUUAUCUACACCGAGUGAGCGUCACUGGCGCUCGACCCAAAAGCAAGCCGAAGAUUCUCUUUGCUUUCAUGGGACAAGGGUCUCAAUAUGCAACCAUGGGUAAGCAGCUGUACGAUGCGUAUCCAUCCUUCAGAGAGGACCUGGGGAAGCUCGAUCGAUUCGCACAAAGUCAUGGCUUCCCUAGCUUUCUUCACGUCUGUACUUCGCCUAAAGGCGAUGUGGAAGAAUUGGCUCCCGUUGUGGUGCAACUGGCUAUCACUUGCCUUCAAAUGGCCCUUACUAACCUCAUAACUUCCUUCGGCAUCCGUGCCGAUGCAACAGUGGGGCAUAGUUUGGGUGAAUUCGCAGCCCUCUACGCGGCGGGAAUUCUUUCCGCCUCAGACGUGGUUUACCUUGUUGGUCAAAGAGCGGAGCUUCUCCAGGAGCGCUGCCAACGCGGGACUCAUGCAAUGCUGGCAGUGAAAGCUACUCCUGAAGCGCUGUCCCAAUGGAUCAGCGAUCAUGAUUGUGAGGUGGCCUGUAUUAAUGGCCCUGAAGAUACCAUUCUCAGUGGCACCACCAAGAAUAUUGCUGAGGUUCAACGCGCCAUGACGGACAACAGGACCAAGUGCACGUUGUUGAAACUGCCAUUUGCCUUCCAUUCUGCCCAGGUACAACCUAUUCUGGACGACUUUGAGGCCCUGUCUCAGGGAGCGACAUUUGCUAAGCCCCAACUACCAAUUCUCUCUCCCUUGCUGCGGUCAGAAAUCCGCGAACAUGGCGUCGUGACUCCAUCAUAUGUCGCGCAACAUUGUCGUCACACCGUAGAUAUGGCCCAAGCUUUGAGAUCUGCUCGAGAAAAGGGACUCAUCGACGACAAGACCCUCGUCAUUGAGCUGGGACCGAAGCCAUUAAUCUCGGGUGUGGUGAAGAUGAGGUUGGGAGAGAACAUUACCACCUUACCCACUCUAGCACCCAACAAGGCCAUUUGGCCCAACCUGCAGAAGAUUCUCACUUCGGUCUAUACGGGUGGGUGGGAUAUUAAUUGGAAGAAAUACCAUGCCCCGUUCGCCUGCUCCCAGAAGGUGGUGGAUCUGCCGAGCUACGGCUGGGAUUUGAAGGAUUACUACAUCCCGUACCAGGGUGACUGGUGCCUGCAUCGCCACCAGCAGGAUUGCAAGUGCGCCACUCCUGGCCACGAAAUCAAAACGGCCGACUACCAAGUGCCUCCGGAGUCGAAGCCUCACCGUCCAUCCAAGCUGGACCCUAGCAAGGAGGCCUUCCCCGAAAUCAAGACAACCACAACACUCCAUCGAGUGGUGGAAGAGACGACCAAACCUUUGGGGGCCGCCUUAGUUGUGGAGACUGACAUGUCUCGGAAGGAUGUCAACAGCCUCUCUCAAGGGCACCUUGUCGAUGGGAUCCCCCUGUGUACCCCUUCCUUUUAUGCUGACAUCGCCAUGCAAGUGGGCCAAUACAGUAUGCAACGGCUCCGCGCGGGACAUCCAGGGGCCGGUGCCAUAGAUGGCCUCGUGGACGUGUCCGACAUGGUGGUAGACAAAGCGUUGGUUCCCCAUGGAAAGGGACCUCAAUUGCUGCGCACCACGCCUACCAUGGAGUGGCCGCCCAAGGCUGCUGCUACUACGCGAAGCGCCAAAGUCAAAUUCGCCACCUAUUUUGCCGAUGGGAAACUCGAUACGGAGCAUGCCAGCUGUACUGUCCGAUUCACAACCGAUGCACAAUUGAAAUCUCUGCGCCGGUCUGUGCCUGAGUACAAGGCCCACAUCCGCCAGUUACGUGAUGGCCAUGACAAGGGGCAGUUCAUGUGA